Messenger RNA from Chaetomium fimeti, 1160 nucleotides. RefSeq lists its product as uncharacterized. Bases 471 to 1160 code for a protein of 229 amino acids. The record is from RefSeq and is a predicted model, not a curated record. Lineage: Eukaryota; Fungi; Ascomycota; Sordariomycetes; Sordariales; Chaetomiaceae. The transcript is spliced from 3 exons.
AUACCCACAUGCCGCAUCCUGCUUCAACCCUUGUCGUGAUAGGUUGCUGCUCAAGACUGGAAAAGGGCUGUGCGCGAGGCGGGGGGGUUCACAGGCCGGAGGGGAAGGCGGCUCUUGAUGGAAAUUUCGUCACGCCUUGUCCCGGACGUUGGGCCGCGGAUGAUGUUGCGGGUUGCGAUGGAGAUGGGACCGGGCGAGGAGUUGGGAGAAUGCUGCGAUGAUUGGACCGCCCGUUGAGAGGCGGUGAAUCGUCGACAAUGCCGGAACCCGGAGAAUUGCGGGACUAGUCGUCCGGUGUGGAGACAACCGCCAGGGAUGCCUGAGGGUGACGGCCACAACGAUCGAAAGCGGUAGGCAUGAUGAGCCGAGCUGCGCAAAAACCACAUCAGGGCCACGAAUUCGAUCUCCCUCGUGCCUUCCCUAAUAGGGCCUCCAGCAUCGCGUAACCUGGAGCAGGCUACCAGGUCACGAUGGCACCUACCAGCGGGCUGGUGGCCGGUGAAGCCCAGGGCAGCACUGGCAGGUUCGAGGAAGGCAUUCGGGAGAUGCGGCGCCGGGCCUUUUGUCACCAUCAUCACCAGACCGGUCACGGCAAGGUUGCAGUCAGCUAUUCGUACAUUGGUCACCCAGGGCCCGGGGCCCGGGGCCAACGACAAAGACGCCACACCUCAAACUUUCUCUGCCCGGUUGCGGAAAAAGCGCAUCGGACCGAAAUCAAGCGAGAAACAGCACAACACGAGCUCAGUUCAAGAAGAAAGCGAAAAGCCAAGGGGGCGGACGGCAAAAAGAAGCGGCUACAAACACGCAACCCCUUGAGCCAACGGGGUCCUCAACACGACACCCGCUUGCCAUCGGUCAAUGUUGUGCAACAUCGCGAUGUCUCGGAGGGAGCUCGAUUCGAGCGCUUCGGUAAUUUAACGCCGACAAUUGCGGCAACUGCUGAGAGACGGGGAGCCCCGGAGACCAGCCGACUUGUUGGUGCCCCGCGUGGCCGGCGUGGCCAAGCCAUUGAGCAAUCGCGGAGCUCGGAAUCACCAGCCCACCCUUUCCAGGUUAUCCCGUGCCACAAGUCGGCCAAGGGGAUGUUUGCUUUUUUCUCGCCCUCAUUUGCCAGCGCUGGUUACAACUCAGAUCCCGAUGGCUGGGCGUGCUCACUCUGA